Aureobasidium musti is the source of this 366-nucleotide messenger RNA. The record is from the annotation of a GenBank genome assembly. NCBI's taxonomy places the organism in Eukaryota, Fungi, Ascomycota, Dothideomycetes, Dothideales, Saccotheciaceae.
AUGGACAACAACAUUCCACGCAACACACCCGCGCUUCUAGCGCGUAUCGAUCAACUGCGCAACAGCCUCUUCAACAGAUUCGAAAAACUACUUGAACAAGCACAGAAUGAAAAGAAUGAUCGCAAUAGUACGGCUCUGAGUCAAUAUCAGACGCAGAUUGAGACUGCUGCUUUGAUACGCACGAGUGAGGACAUUCUGGCUCUUACACGCCAGAUGCAAGAGCUUUGGUUAUUCGGACAGCUAAAGACACUGGACAAGAACGAUAUCCAAGCACGUAUCGAUGGGGAUGCUAAAGAAGUCGCCGAAAUGCUUGCUGUGCUUGUUGGUGGCAGUAAAGACGAGGAUGCCAUGAAAGUCGAAGCUUGA